This is a messenger RNA of Heteronotia binoei (common prickly gecko), 1410 nucleotides long. It is a transcript of the gene AP5S1, whose product is annotated as adaptor related protein complex 5 subunit sigma 1. Gene Ontology annotation, biological process: endosomal transport; double-strand break repair via homologous recombination. The transcript has 3 exons. Gene Ontology annotation, cellular component: late endosome; AP-type membrane coat adaptor complex; cytosol. NCBI's taxonomy places the organism in Eukaryota, Metazoa, Chordata, Lepidosauria, Squamata, Gekkonidae. The coding region runs from base 201 to 800 and encodes 199 amino acids. The record is from RefSeq and is a predicted model, not a curated record.
AUCGCGACGCCUCAAGCCGGCUCUUGCGUCUAUUCCCGCGCGAAGGUUCCUGGGAAAUGUAGUUUAUCUGCUUUGCUCCUUUCUUCCAGUCUCUGCUGCUUUUCCUUUUCCUGCAACGCUUUGUUAGGACCGGCGUUCUGCUGCUGCUGCUGCUUUGGGGGAGACAGAAGAGGAGGAAGGAGAGUGAGCAGCCCGCCUCCAUGGCCCACGCGUUCCUGAUCCACAGCCUUCGCUGCCGGCCGGGGCAAGAGGCGGGGCCCUGCCGAGUCCUCUACUCCAGGGUCUUCGGCCCUGAAACGCUGGACAAGGACGGAGGCCAGGACCCCGAGAAGGAGCACCUAAGCCGGAAGGAACAAAUCCUGGCCGUAGCGAGGCAAACGGAGCUGGCGUGCAAAUUAUAUCAGAAGGCCUCUGGGAAGCCCCUCUCCGAACACAGCGCCCAACUGCCGGACGAACCCAUCUCUCUGCAGGACGCGCCUUCGGGGGUCUUCCGUCUCCAGGCGGGGGACCCCUUCUGCGAGGACAAGACCGUGCUCUGGCUGGCCGUCCGCUGCCUGGGCUUCGCUCUGGUCUGCGACACGCAGGAGAACCUGAUGCUGGCGGAGAUCACCCUGCGGCUGCUGGUCAAGGAGCUGCUGGACCACCUCAAGCUGCUGAGCUCCGGGAGUGACGUGGUGCUGAAGGGCGACAAGGCCGAGGCCAUCCUCGGCAAGUUCCUGCCGCAUGGCCAGUUGCGCUUCCUGAACGACCAGUUUGUGCUCAGCCUGGAGAGGGAGGUGGCCGCCUCUCUCGGCAAAUAGGAGGGCUGGGACGGAAUGGACGGAAAAGGAGACGUCUCUUUGUGUGACCAGGGAUUAAAACGUGGAAUUUGCUGCCCGGAGGAUGUAGUGAUGGCCGCAGGGAAGGGCUGUCAGAAAGGGCAGUUUUUGCCCUGGAUCCUGAAUAGGGGUUGCCAAUCCCCAGGUGGGACAUUAUCAAUAAUUGAAAUAUUUGAUUACAAGCUGGAACAGGUCCAGAGGAGGGCGAAGAAGAUGGUGCGGGGUCUGGAGACCAAGUCCUGUGAGGAACGGUUGAAGGAGCUGAGCAUGUUUAGCCUGGAGAGGAGGCAGCUGAGGGGUGAUAGGAUUACCAUCUUCAAGUACUUGAAGGGCUGUCCUAUAGAGGAUGGGGUGGAAUUGUUUUCUGUGGCCCCAGAAGGUCGGACCAGAACAAAUGGGCUGAAAUUAAAUCAGAAGAGUUUCCGGCUCAACAUUAGGAAGAACUUCCUGACCGUUAGAGCGAUUCCUCAGUGGAACAGGCUUCCUCCUCGAGAGGUGGUGGGCUCUACUUCCUUGGAGGUUUUUUUUUGUGUUAAAACAAUUUUUAUUGGUAACAUAUGGCAGUUUAAUACUAAUAAAAUUUUAAUAAUCA